CGGUUUCAUAUCGGCACUGAUAUUGGGACCAGCAUUUACAAUCUCCGUGCCUUCCUCUUCAAACUGCUGGGAAGUGGCUGAAUCGUAGCGGUCGACGAGGACGAUAAAGGAAUAACAACGAUCGGCACCGGUUCUUCUCGGACAAUUUGAGCCCGAAGAAUGCUUCGUGGAAGAAUGAUUGGUUACGACAUAUCAAACCCUUAUUAAAUCAAAAUUGGAGUUUUACUUUCACUUCUUUCUCCUUGAGUCAACAAGUUGAUCGACCCAAAAAAAAGGAAUUAUUAUUUUUACGGUGACCUAUCAAUAAAUGACGACGAUAAGUCGUCAUUUUUUCGGCGACUCUGAGAAAACCGCCUUCUCCAUAUCGAUUGUUGAGAACAUGAAAGAAGACUAUGGCUUAUUCGUUUGGCCUUGUAGCAUCGUAUUGGCCGAGUAUGUUUGGCAACAGAGAUCGCGCUUUUCCGGGAACGAUGUAGUCGAGCUUGGUGCGGGAACUUGCUUACCUGGAUUGAUAGCUGCCAAAGUUGGCUCCAAUGUCACCCUUACCGACGAUGCAAAUAGAUUGGAGGUGCUGGAAAACAUGAGAACAGUUUGUGACCUAAACAAACUGAAGUGUGAAGUAUUAGGACUGACUUGGGGAGUUUGGGAUGCAUCCAUAUUUAGUUUACACCCGAAAAUUAUUCUUGGGGCUGAUGUUCUUUAUGAUGCACGAGCCUUUGAUGAUCUCUUUGCUACUGUGACAUUUCUGCUCCAAAGUAAUCCAGGCUCGGUUUUCAUAACAACUUAUCAUAAUCGAAGGUACUAUUUCUCCUAUUCUGUCUCGUUUGGAUUCUGAUAUGUUUUUGUCCAGAGCAUCUUGGAUUCAAUACUGAAAUUAUGAUGGGGACUGUUGUCUUGUUCUCCAAAAUCAAGUUCUUUAUUUGUUUAUACUGACCGAUAAUGUGCAGCGGGUCAUCAUCUUAUUGAGUUCCUAAUGGUCAAAUGGGGACUCAAGUGUGUGAAACUUCUCGAUGGUUUUUCGUUAUUGCCAUCCGAUAAGGCAACUAGGCUUAGUGGAAACAUUCAGUUGGCUGAAAUUGUGUUGAGCCAUGAGCAGAUUGAG
This is a messenger RNA of Hibiscus syriacus, 1102 nucleotides long. Its product is annotated as methyltransferase-like protein 23. The transcript is spliced from 7 exons. Gene Ontology annotation, cellular component: cytoplasm; nucleus. The record is from RefSeq and is a predicted model, not a curated record. The coding region runs from base 308 to 835 and encodes 175 amino acids. NCBI's taxonomy places the organism in Eukaryota, Viridiplantae, Streptophyta, Magnoliopsida, Malvales, Malvaceae.